AUGGCAGAGUUAUUCGACAACACUACGAUGGUUGCUAACGUCACGGACUCCGUCAAACCGGAAGUAUGGUGGAAAUACGUCCAGGACAACUUUUAUACUGCAGGUUAUGUCAUUACCCCGAUGUUUCUUAUUUUCGGACUUUUUGGCAACAUACUGACCAUCCUCAUCAUGAGCUCGAAGGUGUUUUCCGGUAUGACGUCACGAUACAUCCUAAUCGCACUGGCGAUUUCAGACACCACGCUUCUCCUGACACAGCCGUUCAACAAGCUUUUCGUGAGAAAAAUGAUCGGAUAUGACGUCAGAGCGAUAUCUGACGUGGGAUGCAAAGCGUUCUUUCACAUCUUCAAAACUGGUAAAAUGACAUCAUCUUGGUUGAUCGUUAUCUUAUGUUUUGAACGAUUCAUCGCCGUUGUGUUUCCAUUCAAAGCGAAAGCCAUCAUCACCAUCAAGUCCAUCAUGGCCCUGAUCAUUCUCGACUAUCUUUUCAUUGGAAUCUUCAACGCAGUAUGGACGUUUUCAUCUAUAGUUGUUGACGGAGUCUGCAAACCGGAUAUCACCUACGCUCACACCAAGGAGAAGUACCGCGACUAUCUAAUAGCUGGCUCGUCAUUUUACUCCCUGAUCCCCAUGAUAGUGAUGGCCAUCAUGACGCCCGUUAUCGUCUACCGCCUUCUUCGGCAGAAAAAAAUAAGGAACCGGAUGUCCAAGGGCGGUGGAGCCAGCGCAGAAAAGGCGGAUGCGGACACUCUCCGGAUAUCAGUCAUGCUUAUCGGGGUCGUGGUAGCAUACAUUGCAUUUGUGCUCCCCAUAACCGUGGUCCAUAAUCUCGCUUUCUGGAAAAGCGUCAGCGUGUUUGACACCAACACUCUUCAAUUCUUCUUGAUGAGGGAGGUAGCGCAGAUACUGGAACAGCUGAAUUACGCAGUUAACUUUGUACUCUAUGUACUUUGUUCUACAAAGUUUCGAAAAAGGGCCAUGGAAAUUCUUCACAUCGAUGGAUGCAUUAUGAAAUUGGCCCAACGAAAAUCUUCGUCGAAAAAUACAUCCUUUACUAAUCUUUCGGGUCAGAAACGAAAGCCAGGUCAAUCUAGCUGUAAGGAUAACGAGAAUGGUCAUCAUUCGGACACGGGAGCGUCGUCAGAGCAGGCGGAUGUAGAGAAACCACCUCUAUGUUGCAAAACAUAA
Mya arenaria is the source of this 1185-nucleotide messenger RNA. RefSeq names its product C-C chemokine receptor type 5-like. The record is from RefSeq and is a predicted model, not a curated record. Gene Ontology annotation, molecular function: G protein-coupled receptor activity. Bases 1 to 1185 code for a protein of 394 amino acids. Gene Ontology annotation, biological process: G protein-coupled receptor signaling pathway. The transcript has a single exon. NCBI's taxonomy places the organism in Eukaryota, Metazoa, Mollusca, Bivalvia, Myida, Myidae. Gene Ontology annotation, cellular component: plasma membrane.